This is a messenger RNA of Oncorhynchus mykiss (rainbow trout), 3639 nucleotides long. It is a transcript of the gene susd6, whose product is annotated as sushi domain containing 6. The record is from RefSeq and is a predicted model, not a curated record. Gene Ontology annotation, biological process: DNA damage response. NCBI's taxonomy places the organism in Eukaryota, Metazoa, Chordata, Actinopteri, Salmoniformes, Salmonidae.
AUACGUGCUUUUGGCCACUAGAGGCCUCUAGCAUUCAUUUAUAUAUACAGUCAUUUGCCUGACUGCGGUCUCGACUACUGUUUCCCAUGGACACCGUGCGAAAGCGAGGCGGCUGGUGUGUUUCCGCUUACCUCACACUGAGAAGAACGAAACCGGUUAGCUUUUGGGACAAAGCGAAGGAAACGACAAUACCAUACAAAAAUAAGCCAUUUCGCACUUAGCCUAACAUUUGGAGAAUAGUCUGUCUAUUUGAAUGAUUUGAGUCCAUGUCCCGACAGUGAGAACGAAGAGGAGGGCUUGAAGGCAUUUAGGCUUUUCGUUGGUUGAACCUCAGCGAAUUGUAGAGCUGGUACCCAGGGGAAAGAUGAGCGAUGGAAUGGUAUUGUGUGAGACGAGAGCCCUGGGUUCCUCUCCAGUCCACAGACUGGCUACGUCUGUACUCCUCCUCCUCCUCGCCCUGCUCCCCCACGGACACGCAUCAGGAUGUCCUCGACCGGUGGCCGUGGUGCACGGGGAGCUGGUGAACCAGACGGAGGUGAACCGAGGCUCCUUCCCUCCUGGUACCCUGCUGUCCUAUAGCUGUGAGCCGGGCUACGCCCCCGAUGGACCCGCCUCCAUCACCUGUACCACCGCUGGGACAUGGUCCCGCCUGCCUCUACGCUGCAUCAGCACUAAUGUGUGCCCCCCUCCCACGGAGCCAGAGAACGGAGGGUACAGGUGCCACCCGUCUCCCUGCCACCACCUCACCCAGAAGACCGUGAUAGAGUACUUCUGUGACGAGGGCUACGCUCUGAAGGGGGACCUCAAGUUCCUGACCUGUCAGAAUGGGGAGUGGGACGUACCCAUGCAGAUCACCUGCCGCCUCAGCCCAGAUAAGGAGCCGCGGUCUCCGUUGGCGAUGCCGACUCUGUCCAUCGUAGCGGCCACAGCCUCCUCUGUGGCCCUCCUGUUGCUGCUGGUGGUGCUGUUUGUUCUGCUGCAGCCCAAACUCAAGUCCUUCCACCACAGCAGGCGUGAGCAGGGUGUCUCAGGCCAGCCAGCCUCUAUCGUGGUGGAAGGGGUCCAGGUGGCCCUCCCCUCCUAUGAGGAGGCUGUGUACGGCAGCGGAGCCUCUCUCCCCCCACCUCAAGAGUCCCGGGUUCAGAUCGUCCUGUCUGAGGGGCCCCAGGGGGCCGAGGGCGGAGCAGAGGGACCAGGUCCCAGCAGUAGGUCCCAGUCCCACCAUCACAGAGACAGAGCGAGAGAUACAGAGCUGUGCCUCCCCUCCUCCUCUUCCUCCUUCCCUUCAUCCUGCCGUCACGCAGAGACAGUACUAGUCCACCAGGCCUCCUCUUCGUCGUCGUGGGUUACGGCACACGGAGGGGGUGCCCUUGCCAGACGUAGAGACUCAGAGAACAGUGACCAGCACAGCCUGCUUUCUGUCACCUCCGUAGACGACUUCUCUGAUGAUAUCCCCCUGUUAAAGGAAACCUGAAGCCCCUGCCAGCUGAGCAGGAAACUAAGGCUUCUACUGGGGCUUUCUAGCUGAACGAUACCACCCUACCUUAUGUCUGAACCACAGAACUACAGAAUUACCCCGCGCAGCAAAUACAGGAAUCAUGUCAAAGAAACUCAACUUCCCUCCCCCUCUACAAAGACGAGCAGAGUCCACUUCACCCCCAUUUAUUAUCACCCACAGAACUUAUACUGGACAAACCAUGUCCACCCCCAGUAUCCUCUACCCAUGUCCUGGCUACCCCUUCUGCCAUGAUCUCUAAACUACUACCCGUGUGGAGAAAAGACGAGACUACCCUCUUUCUUUCUCACUGGGAACUGACGAGCCCUUAAUUCCUCCUGUCCCCCUCAGUUUUAGAAUGGACCUCAACACAGACAGACAGACAGACAGACAGACAGACAGACAGACAGACAGACAGGCCUAGCUGCUUGACCCCAAUCAUCCACACUUCCCUUUAGGCCUAGCUGCUUGUCCCCAAUCAUCCACACUUCCCUUUAGGCCUAGCUGCUUGUCCCCAAUCAUCCACACUUCCCUCUAGGCCUAACUUCCUGACCCCAAUCAUCCACAAUUCCCUCUAGGUCUAGCUGCAUGACCCCAAUCAUCCACACUUCCCUCUAGGUCUAGCUGCUUGACCCCAAUCAUCCACACUUCCCUCUAGGCCUAACUUCCUGACCCCAAUCAUCCACACUUCCCUCUAGGCCUAGCUGCUUGACCCCAAUCAUCCACACUUCCCUCUAGGCCUAACUUCCUGACCCCAAUCAUCCACACUUCCGUCUAGGCCUAACUUCCUGACCCCAAUCAUCCACACUUCCCUCUAGGUCUAGCUGCUUGACCCCAAUCAUCCACACUUCCCUCUAGGCCUAACUUCCUGACCCCAAUCAUCCACACUUCCCUCUAGACCUAACUUCCUGACCCCAAUCAUCCACACUUCCCUCUAGACCUAACUUCCUGACCCCAAUCAUCCACACUUCCCUCUAGACCUAACUUCCUGACCCCAAUCAUCCACACUUCCCUCUAGACCUAACUUCCUGACCCCAAUCAUCCACACUUCCCUCUAGGCCUAACUUUCUGACCCCAAUCAUCCACACUUCCCUCUAGGCCUAACUUCCUGACCCCAAUCAUCCACACUUCCCUCUAGGCCUAACUUCCUGACCCCAAUCAUCCACACUUCCCUCUAGGCCUAACUUCCUGACCCCAAUCAUCCACACUUCCCUCUAGACCUAACUUCCUGACCCCAAUCAUCCACACUUCCCUCUAGGCCUAACUUCCUGACCCCAAUCAUCCACACUUCCCUCUAGGCCUAGCUGCUUGACCCCAAUCAUCCACACUUCCCUCUAGGCCUAACUUCCUGACCCCAAUCAUCCACACUUCCCUCUAGGCCUAACUUCCUGACCCCAAUCAUCCACACUUCCCUCUAGGCCUAACUUCCUGACCCCAAUCAUCCACACUUCCCUCUAGACCUAACUUCCUGACCCCAAUCAUCCACACUUCCCUCUAGACCUAACUUCCUGACCCCAAUCAUCCACACUUCCAAACGCUUUAUCUCAAACCACAAGGCUAGUAGCUAACAUAAUAAUGUUUUUAUCGCUGCUGAUGAUGAAGAUGAUGAUGAAGAUUACUGUGGAUACAGACUUGUGCAUCUCCCUACUCUAAUGGGGAUAAGGAGCAUCUCUCUUCAGUGAGGACUAUCUUGGUUUGGGCCUUGGCCUGGUUCGCCGGCGUUCUCUCUGGUGAUGUAUCGACGACGUCCUGGGGGGGGGAGGGCCGGGGGCCCUGUCUGUCCACUCUGUAUGAAGCCCCUCUUCCUUUCUCUGCUGUCACUCUCUGGUGUCUUCUUGGGUCAGCCAGCGCCACUUUCGUCUGAGGGGACCAGGAGUGACGCCGUCUGUCAGAAGACGAUGCACGUAGGAUGGAGGGAGGGAGGGAGGGAGCACAUCACCAGACCAAGCACCUGCAGGGCUACAGACAGACUAUCACUCUAUCAUGGUAGGAUGGAUGGAGGGAGGGAGCACAUCACCACACCAAGCACCUGCAGGGCUACAGACAGACUAUCACUCUAUCAUGGUAGGAUGGAUGGAGGGAGGGAGCACAUCACCAGACCAAGCACCCGCAGGGCUACAGACAGACACUAUCACUCUAUCAUG